This is a messenger RNA of Aspergillus aculeatinus CBS 121060, 990 nucleotides long. RefSeq lists its product as uncharacterized. The coding region runs from base 276 to 596 and encodes 106 amino acids. The record is from RefSeq and is a predicted model, not a curated record. Lineage: Eukaryota; Fungi; Ascomycota; Eurotiomycetes; Eurotiales; Aspergillaceae. The transcript has 2 exons.
CCCCCAGUCCUGGGGAAUACUGGUGUGUCAUUUCGAUAAUUGAUUCUUCGGAUUGAGAUAUGAAAAUGAGAGAUCUGAAAUUAUACAACGGUUGUAUAGAGAAGUGAGUUGUGAUAUGCGCGAUCAAGCAUAACUGACUGAAAUGGACUUUCUUACGUCACGCGGGCUGCAGGUGAGCAGCUGCUCUCCCAGCCGCCUUCCACCUUGUUGACACUGUCGCGACACAACCCCCGGUCACAAAUAAGCGCAGUUGUUGAUAACUUACCCUCAUCACCAUGCAAGUAGCGGAAAUCCUCUCCGAUCUCACCUCUUUGCGCGUCUGUGAUUACAACGACGCUCUGGCACUCGUUACCAUUCAAGAGAGAUUGGACUCUCACCCUGAAGAGAAACAAUCACAGCCCAGCAACAGGGAAGAAACACCUGCUCUGCAGCAGGAAAAGGACCAGCUACGCCAAGCAAAGGAACUAGUCGAGCUACAUCAUGAUGUCAAGGCUCGGCAUGCUUUGGGGACCGUGGAUGAAGGGCUGGCCAACUUGAGGCAAGACGUUCAACGUGUCUUACUGGAGCUGAGGCCCCGCACAACGCUACCAGAAUGAAAGAAAGUACAUAGCACAAUACCAAGGUCUAAUGUGGGGCUGUACUGCGAGGCGCUUGCAAAGCUUUGUGUUCUAUGUCCCAUCUAAUUCGGACACUUUCAGUGAAAAUAACGAUGGCAUUGACCUGGCCCAUUACAGAGUUUCCACGCGUGCAAGUCAUAGGAUCGCUCACGAGGCAAGCGAAACUGGCGGUGGGUUUUUGGGCGAGGGAUAUCCGUGCUCAACACCCGAGUAACCAUCAUUGUACCAGUCAGAGACCGCAAGUCACCCGUAAUCCAUUUACUGCGUGCGGCACAAUAGGAACAAACUCUACACCAGUCCAACCACCAGUAUCUCUCGGAGUCAAGGUCCCUGUGAGGGCAGGUGGGUAUCUGCUUGCACCAGAUCGCAAAUG